AUGUAUCAAAACUCUGGUAAAGGAACUAAAAAGAUAAACGAACCAAUCCAUGAUGGAAAGGAAGACAAAGGCGGAGAGGCAGAAGAUAAAGAAACACCUUAUGUGCCUCCGCCACCAUUCAAACCACCUAUACCUUAUCCUCAAAGACUUGAUAAGUCCAAAAAUGAAGGACAAUUUAAGAAAUUCGUAGAACUUCUGAAGCAGCUUGAUAUCACUAUACCAUUCACAGAAGUCAUUACGCAAAUGCCUUCAUAUGCUAAAUUCCUUAAAGAGAUCUUAUCUAAUAAGAAAAAGCUUGAGGAUAAUGAAACAGUUAUGCUUAAUGCUGAGUGUAGCGCUAUUAUUCAAAACAACAUGCCUCAUAAGUUGAAUGACCCAGGUAGUUUUUCCAUACCAUAUGUGAUCGGAAAGUAUGCUAGAGAACAUUCCCGUUCGUAUAUGUCAAUUCUAUAUUCCCAUCGAAUUCGUAAUAAUGGAUAUAAAGGAGGAUUCCCACAUCCCUAUUAUUUUAGGAAGACCCUUUUAGCCACAGUUGGAGCCAUCAUAGAUGUCAAGAAAGGAAAGCUAACUUUUGAAGUUGGUGAAGAAAAAGUCGAAUUUAUUUUAGCUCAAUUCUUACAGGCGCCAACUAUAGAAGAUUCAUGUUGUUUCUUAGACGUCGUCGAGGAACAUGUGAAAGAAAUGGAGAGGGAACCAUCCAAGUAUAUUGAAGUACUAUAG
Molecule: messenger RNA, 720 nt
Organism: Lathyrus oleraceus (garden pea)
Lineage: Eukaryota; Viridiplantae; Streptophyta; Magnoliopsida; Fabales; Fabaceae
Exons: 2
Coding region: 1-720 (239 amino acids)
Source: RefSeq, a predicted model, not a curated record